Emiliania huxleyi CCMP1516 is the source of this 540-nucleotide messenger RNA. RefSeq lists its product as hypothetical. Lineage: Eukaryota; Haptophyta; Isochrysidales; Noelaerhabdaceae. Gene Ontology annotation, biological process: protein peptidyl-prolyl isomerization. Gene Ontology annotation, cellular component: catalytic step 2 spliceosome. The coding region runs from base 1 to 540 and encodes 179 amino acids. Gene Ontology annotation, molecular function: peptidyl-prolyl cis-trans isomerase activity. The transcript has a single exon. The record is from RefSeq and is a predicted model, not a curated record.
AUGGGCACUCCCGUGCGAGUACAGUUAGACAUCGUGCUCGAUCCGAGCAGGCCGGACAGCACGUCCAAGAUCCUGGUCGAGGUUCACUCCGAGUGGGCGCCGAUCGGCGCGCAGCGCUUCUUGGCCCUCAUUGCUGCAAACUACUUCGACGAGGCGCGCAUCUACCGAGUGAUACCCGGUUUCAUCGCGCAGUGGGGCAUCCCCGCCGACCCCAGAGAGUACGAGAAGUGGGGCGAGAAUAAGAUCACCGACGACCCCGUCAAGGUGAGCAACAAGAAGGCGACCAUGUCAUUCGCAACUUCGGGUCCGCACGCGAGAGGCAGCCAGGUCUUCAUCAACUACGACGACUCGUGCGCGCAGCUUGACAGCCAAGGCUUCGCGCCCUUCGCCAAGGUGAUCGAAGGCUUCGACGUUGCCGAGAGCUUUGUGAAAAUGCCCAAGGGGCCCAACCAGGCUGCUGCCAAACAGCAAGGCAACAGAUACUUCACCGAAGAGUACCCGCAGCUGUCCUACAUCAAGCGCGCGGCUCUCCUCGCAUAG